AUUGCUGCCGGGCGGUUUCCGUGCGCUCCUGGAACGGCCUGGAGAACAGGUUCUGCCUCCCCGCACCGGGAGGACCCGGCGGAGGGCGGAUCUUCGUCCCCGCCCGGGCCUGGGGUCUGGGCCCUCCCCAGUGGCUGGGGCGUGGCGGGGCUCGGAGCAUCCAGGUACUCGGGACGGACGGGAAGCCCAGGCUCCGGAGAAGGGGAGAAGUCGAUGGACCCGAGUACCUGGGUCCAGCAUUGCGGCUGGGCGCUGGCCCUCCGUGUCCACGGAAGGAUGCGGCUGCUGGAGGCCGGGUUCACCUGAGAAAGAAGUUGGUGGAAGAGUGCCCAACUUGAGUGGGACUUACAGGCCUGGAGAGCCAGCUUCCAGAAUGCGGAGAGGACAUCCUGAAUCCCAGACCCACUGCUAACUUGGGAAGUAGCAGUGUCAGCAUUUCCCAGCCCCAGCCCCUGAAAUGCCAAGCGCCCACUUCCUCUCCCUCAGAUCCAGGACCCUGAUCCCCUUCCCCUGGGACCCCGGAGUCCGAACCCUUCGUUCCCUCGGGCCUCUGCUCCCUGACAUUUCCUUCUCCUCCGGCUCUGAGGACCUGCUAAUUCGCUUUUCCUCCUGUGCAGCCAUGUGGGCCCCCAGCCGACGGCAGCUCUGUCUGACCUUCCUGCUAGUCUGUAUCCUUUCGGCCAUCCUGUUCCUCCACGGUCACCAAGACCUGUUUCACAAUGGCCUAGCCCUGACAGGCCUGUGUCCAGACCGCCGCCUGAUGACCCCCGCUGUGGCCAUCUUCCGCCUGUCCCCCAACACCUCCUCUUUCUGUCCCAAGCCCCCUGCGUCCCUCUCGGGGACCUGGACCAUCCACCCAGAUGGCCGGUUCGGUAACCAGAUGGGGCAGUACGCCACGCUCCUGGCCCUGGCCCAGCUCAACGGGCGCCGGGCCUUCAUCCUGCCCUCCAUGCACACUGCCCUCGCCCCCGUGUUCCGCAUCACCCUGCCCGUGCUGGCGCCCGACGUGGACAGCCACACGCCCUGGCGGGAGUUGGAGCUGCACGACUGGAUGUCACAGGAGUAUGCCCACUUGGAGGACCCCUUGCUGAAGCUCACCGGCUUCCCCUGCUCCUGGACCUUCUUCCACCAUCUCCGGGAACAGGUCCGCAGGGAAUUCACCCUGCACGACCACCUUCGGCGGGAGGCCCAGGGUGUGCUGAGUCGGCUCCGCCUGGGCCGCACCGGGCGCCGCCCGCGCACCUUUGUGGGUGUCCACGUGCGCCGCGGGGACUACCUACAGGUGAUGCCCCAGCGCUGGAAGGGGGUGGUCGGCGAUCGCGCUUACCUCCAGCAGGCCAUGGACUGGUUCCGGGCACGGCACGAAGACCCCAUCUUUGUGGUCACCAGCAAUGGCAUGGAGUGGUGCCGGAAAAAUAUGGACACCUCCCACGGGGAUGUGAUUUUUGCUGGCGACGGGCAAGAGGGCUCACCGGGGAGGGACUUCGCCCUGCUCACACAGUGCAACCACACCAUCAUGACCAUUGGCACCUUUGGCUUCUGGGCCGCCUACCUGACCGGUGGGGACACCGUCUACCUGGCCAACUUCACCCUGCCUGACUCCAACUUCCUGAAGAUCUUUAGGCCCGAGGCCGCCUUCUUGCCCGAGUGGGUGGGGAUUAAUGCAGACUUGUCUCCCCUCCAGUCACUGGCCUGGCCUUGAGCAGCCUGACGCUUGUCUGGAAUAGCGCGGGCCGGCAUUCUGCGUCUCCGGAGGCCUAGCAGCUUCUGGAGAAGGUCAUGGCCCUGUAGCAGGCGGGCACCCAUUUCUGGGGUAAUUCUAGGUGGCUAGACUUUGAGAAAAAGGACAGUUUCUUGUAACUGCCUGGACCUUCUAGAUCUUUUCCGGCUGCCUGGCCAUGUCCAGAGAGGCUUAGGUCAGCUCUGGAAGGCAAUGCCUUACCUGUUCUUCCCAGCACGUGUCCAGGGUCCUUCUGGAUGGUUGCACCCCAACAACAGGGAGCUCCCUCCUUCUAA
Suricata suricatta (meerkat) is the source of this 2016-nucleotide messenger RNA. RefSeq names its product fucosyltransferase 1 (H blood group) (gene FUT1). Gene Ontology annotation, cellular component: membrane. Gene Ontology annotation, molecular function: galactoside 2-alpha-L-fucosyltransferase activity. The coding region runs from base 458 to 1702 and encodes 414 amino acids. The record is from RefSeq and is a predicted model, not a curated record. NCBI's taxonomy places the organism in Eukaryota, Metazoa, Chordata, Mammalia, Carnivora, Herpestidae. The transcript has 2 exons. Gene Ontology annotation, biological process: carbohydrate metabolic process.